This is a messenger RNA of Rubroshorea leprosula, 1128 nucleotides long. The record is from the annotation of a GenBank genome assembly. NCBI's taxonomy places the organism in Eukaryota, Viridiplantae, Streptophyta, Magnoliopsida, Malvales, Dipterocarpaceae.
CCUUUAUUAUCCUUUAAGAGUUAUUAACAGAUUGAUCCAACAGUCGUUCAUCCAUCCAUUGCUCUUCUGCAAGAAAGGUUCAGAUAGUUGGAGAGAGCCAAGGAGAUAAGGCAGGAGAAAGAGCUCUUACGGAUGUUCCCUGAAUCAAGGCAGAUCAAUGCAGCUAUGCCUUAUGUGCCAUACAGAUCGCUUUUACACCCUAUACUCAUGUUUCAGUCAAAGCUGCCUCUUCAGUGUACACUCAAAAGAGAAGCUAGUCUGCAAAGCAGGAAUACCCAGAUUCAGGUCAUUCAGACUCCAAUGUUGGAGAAUUUAUGGUCCAGGGACACUGUCAUAUGCACAACUGACAAUGAUAAUAUUUCAGAUGUUGAUACUUCACUUCAUCUGUGAAAAAGUAUUACAAUGUUAGUCUACUUAGUAAUCCUGUGGUUUCCUUCCGUUUGUUCUUCAUGGGGCAGUAAGAAUAUGGGAACGAAAAGGAGGAGCUAAAGAAAAAGAAAACAAAAUAUGCAAUGUAGCUAAUGGCCAUUAUCUUAUGUAUCUUCAGAACUACAAAGCAAUCAGAAAGGCAAUUCUCUUAUCUCUUCUGAAAUGCAUUCUCGUCAUAGGUAAUGUUAUCCAAUUUGUCAUUGUUCCCUUUCCUCUUCAUGAAUUUGGGAAUCAAUCGAGUUCCAUCUUUGACAUUGCUUCCCCAUUGUUUAUCUGCUCAAAACGAACAGCACUAACCUUUCGGGCAUUUGCAGCUAAUAUCUGCACCAGGGACAACAUUUCACUCACAUUAAUAAAUAAGAAAUGUUAUAAAAGUGUAUCGUUUGAUGAAGUAUUCCAUAAGUUGAUCAGUACAACCUCCAGUUGAAAGCAAAUUUUGGUUCACAAGUUAGAAUUACAUCAUUAUUUGUUUCACAAAAAAUGUAAACCUCUAAAUAAACGGAAACCUUCUAAAGCUCAGCUAACUCAUUGACAUAUAAUUACAUUUGACAUACAAAAAGCCCAUUUUCCAUAGCCUCCCCUCCCCUCUACCUCGUCCUCAUCUUCUCCUAUUGGCAUUGGCACAGCAUGACUCCAUGAACACACCUUCAGCUAGUUUAUAUUGGCAUGUAAUGACUCCAUUAAACCUUAUAAGCAAUG